UGUAAAGUUCACUAGCUUUGCAACAACCCCCAGUAACGGUUGUAGUGCAAAGACACCAUGAGCAGGCAGAGAGUUUAAAGCUUAGGCCUGAUUGUAUAGCUCUAGCAAAAUCAGUUUAAUGACAGAGGUUCAGUAUUUUGACAGGAGGAGACGAAGGGGUCACUCCAGGCCUCUGUCCUCGAUGCCUCGUAUCCCAGGUUCAUCUCACCCGGAGCAGGACAACUCUAUGGACGAAGGAGGCCUCCCCAUAUUGGCCUCCAUGGCCAGUACCACUGACACUCGUUUCUGGCUGAAGUGGAGGCCCAUUGACGCAGUCAUUGUCUCCCUUGUCUCGAUCUUUCUGCUCUUCAUGCUCUUGAGCUCAGGUUUGCACCAUUGCUCUGGCAGCGCACACUGCUGGAGUGAAAGUCGGAGCAAUACCCAGUCUUAUUCCCGUUACAACACUACCUACCCUCUCAGUCCUCCUGAACACACACCAGAGGGUACUCGCUAUCGCAUUGGGGUCAUCGCAGACCUGGACACAAACUCUCGUAUUGACAAUAAGCUGACAUGGUUCAGCUACAUGCGGCGGGGACACCUACUAUUGUCCAGAAGUGGUGACAAGGUGGCAGUUGAAUGGGAUGCUGACAAAGUAUUGCUAGAAAGCCACCUGUCAGAGAAAGGGAGGGGUAUGGAGUUGUCUGAGCUGGUGGUGUUCAACGGGAAGCUGUACAGUGUCGAUGACAGAACAGGUGUAGUCUACCAUAUAGAUGAGGACAAGGCUGUGCCUUGGGUCAUCUUACCUGAUGGUGACGGCUGUGUUGCCAAAGGGUUUAAAGCUGAGUGGCUGGCAGUGAAGGAUGAACAACUGUAUAUUGGUAGUCUGGGGAAAGAGUGGACCACCACUGAAGGCGAGUUUGUCAAUAACAACCCAGAAUGGGUGAAGGUAGUGGGCUUCAAAGGAGAUGUACAACAUAAGAACUGGAUUUCCAAUUACAAAUCUCUUAAGUCUGCUGCAGGGAUAGAACCACCAGGUUAUUUUAUCCAUGAGUCAGCAGCGUGGAGCAACACUCUGCAGCGCUGGUUUUUCCUCCCUCGCCGUGCAAGCAAGGAGUGCUAUGAGGAAGUAGCAGAUGAGCAUCGUGGUACAAACCUUGUCCUUAGCUGCUCGCCAGAUUUCAAAGACAUUAUAAUAAGUCGAGUGGGUCCACUUAACCCUACUCAUGGUUUUUCCUCCUUCAAGUUUGUCCCCCAGACAAAUGAUCAAAUCAUUCUCGCCCUCAAGUCAGAGGAAGAUGAUGGAAAGAUAGCCACAUACAUCAUGGCAUUUACUUUGGAUGGACAGAUCCUUUUACCUGAAAGCAAGAUUGGGGAUGUGAAAUAUGAAGGCCUGGAGUUCAUAUAGAGGGCUCAGAGAGAGGUAGAGACUCGCUUAAAAUAUUCUUAAUGGUCAAUCUGGAAAAUCUCAAACAUUAAUUUAUUAUAUUAUAUUAUAUUAUAUUAUAUUAUAUUAUAUUAUAUUAUAUUAUAUUAUAUUAUAUAUUUAAAAUAAUGAUAUGUUAUGUCAUUCAUAUAGAUAAUCAAUUAAAACACAAUAUAUACGCCUAAUCUAAUUUAAAGUAUUAAUAUAUACUUAUAUAUACUAUAAUAAUAUAUUGAAAAAGUUAAAUAAAUGAAUGAAUGAAGUAAGCUGCUUUUUUCAGCUUCAUUGUUAGUAUACAGUAAUAGAGUGUUGUCAAGGUCCUUUCUCUGCCUUUUUUUCCCUCUCUCUCACUGUGUCUCAUUGCAAGUUUGUAAUUAAUUACAAGUUAACUGGAGUCAUUGAACUCUAUUCAAAGCCCUUUUUAGAACCAAAUGUUCAUUGAAGAGGGGAAUUAAAAAGGUAUGGGAAAAUGUGUUAAUGAAAUUGGGUUAUUAAGUCUUUGGGUUAGUUGCUGCUGUUUCUGGUGCAUCUGCUUCUCUUGCCACCAAUGGGUAACUAAUUGCCCAUUUUUAUUUGUCCUUUUUUAUUUGUUUUUAUUUGUAAGUUCUUUUUAGAUGUUCAUUGCAAGUGAAUCAACACGUGGUUGGUCUGUACUUGAACUUCCAUCACUACCUGUCAUUCUAAUAAAAGAGAAAUAGUCAGUA
This is a messenger RNA of Mugil cephalus (flathead mullet), 2106 nucleotides long. RefSeq names its product soluble calcium-activated nucleotidase 1-like. The coding region runs from base 119 to 1384 and encodes 421 amino acids. Gene Ontology annotation, biological process: proteoglycan biosynthetic process. The transcript has 4 exons. Gene Ontology annotation, molecular function: UDP phosphatase activity; calcium ion binding; GDP phosphatase activity. The record is from RefSeq and is a predicted model, not a curated record. NCBI's taxonomy places the organism in Eukaryota, Metazoa, Chordata, Actinopteri, Mugiliformes, Mugilidae.